AUGCGCCGCUAUGGUGGAUGUGCGUUGGCAAGUCUCGAAGGUUCUCAAACAGUUGAGCGUCGCUUCAUCUUCAGCACCUCCGGUUCGCCCGUCGAGAGCUGGGUGUGGUUUGAUGCGCAGGUGUGUGAGAGUCGAUGUGACUUCAUUGGUGACGUCG
Molecule: messenger RNA, 157 nt
Organism: Ceraceosorus guamensis
Lineage: Eukaryota; Fungi; Basidiomycota; Exobasidiomycetes; Ceraceosorales; Ceraceosoraceae
Exons: 1
Source: RefSeq, a predicted model, not a curated record